UGAAGUCUUGUGCCGAAGUUUAGUCAAAGAGUCAAAGUUUUGCGCUUAACAUUUAGUUGCGAAAUUGCAAGCGUGCGGAACGGUCGACGAAGCCAUAUUUAGCAUACACUUAAAGAGCCGUUAGUAAUAUAUUAAAUAAAGGCAUAAAUCUAUAAGUGAAAAGAUGCGAGUUCAUUUGGUGUUUUCGGCGUUUGUGUUUGCGUUGAUCUGCAACACUUUGCCGGCAGAAGGCAAACGAGUGUCUUUAGUACCACUUUCAGCCAGCGAAGUAUACCGUCUGUUGCGUGAGGCGGGUCAGGAAGAUGCAGUGCCCGAAGGACGCGUCGUGACGCAAGGUAUAGCAGCGGUGUCCGGUUUUGCCGUUGGAUUAGCGAAGGGCAUCGGUGGUUCGCUGCUUUUUGACUUGGCUACCAGUCUCUUAUCAGCAAAUAAUACUCAAACUAAUAAUCAAACCAUGGAACCUCAAGAAGUCUGCUUCAGCAGUCGCAGUUUGUAUGAGAUCAACGAUAGCGGGGAUGAGGACCCGGAGGGUAGGCAAAAUGGUGCUGACGCACUCACAUCUGCCGACUACUCAGAUUAUGAGAAUUCUAACCCGGUGAGGAGCGAGGUUUCUUCGCCGUCUACGAGUAACGAUGACAGUGACUAUGGUGAUAACGAACUUAUUAGGGACGGAGACGAUACCAAGACUGGAACAGUCACAUCUACAGAUACGGGUCCGGCUGAAUCGAUAAAUUGCGUGCUGGUACAGCGGAGAUGAGGUACAGCGGAUUAAGAACGUAUGUGGGGUUGUAAUUUUAAAGAAAUAAUAAUUUAUUUAUUUAUUUAUUUAUUAAUAAUAUGCAAUAAAGCGAACAUAAAGUAGU
Messenger RNA from Zeugodacus cucurbitae (melon fly), 863 nucleotides. RefSeq lists its product as uncharacterized. The record is from RefSeq and is a predicted model, not a curated record. The coding region runs from base 164 to 757 and encodes 197 amino acids. The transcript has 2 exons. NCBI's taxonomy places the organism in Eukaryota, Metazoa, Arthropoda, Insecta, Diptera, Tephritidae.